GCAACCUCGGUACCAGCAGGCUUAACGGACGGACGGACGUCAUGGGAAACUCCUCAUCUCGCGGCCGAUCAGAGCCGAGGCAGGGCGAGCAGAGGACCAUGAAGUGGAGCGUCGAUGGGUUCGCCUCACUCCUGGACAAGGGCGACGGAUGGACCUACUCCAGAGUGUUCGAGCUCAUGGGCUACAACUGGUACCUGAAGCUGAACCCGAGGGACAAGAAGAGCGGUGACGACGGCACGGAGUACGUCUCCCUCGUGCUUCAGCUGGAUGACCUCUCGGUGAAGCCGGAUACUGUCGUGAAGGCCUCCUUCAAGCUGCUGAUCUACGACCAGGCGUAUGGAAAGCACAGCGAGCAUCAAGUUCGGCACAGUUUCCAGACCGCAAGCACGAGCUCGGGAGCCUCGUGCAUGGUUUCCCUCGAAAAGCUGAAGGAACGGCCGUCUAAGUUCAUCGUCAACAACAGCUGCACCUUCGGUGUCGAGUUCAUCAAAGUCAAGGCUUCCAAAGUGAGCACGACGUCUGAAACGCUGUUUGUGCGGAAGCCGAGCGUCUUCGACGAGGCCAGGACCUACACCUGGGACAUCGAGGACUUCUUCGCGCUCAAGAACUCCGGCCACUCGCCGGAGUUCGAAGUCGGAGGACACAAAUGGAGUAUCGGUGUCUAUACGUCCAGCGAUGGGAACCACCUCACCUUGGACCUGUGCAUGAAGAACACAGAUGGUGUCCAGCAUGACGGCUCUGCAAACCUGGUAGAAUUCAGCUUGGCCAUCAAACACCAGGAGGGCGGCAAUCACUGGAAAGCAACAGGCCGGAGCCAGUUUACAAGCAACGCUCGUUGCUGGGGAUGGACGAAGUUCAUCUCGCUGGAGGAUUUCAAGGACUCCUCGAAUGGCUAUCUCGUCAAAAACAAGUGCUGCAUUGAAGCUGAGGUUGCACUCGUUGGUUCCUCAAAGAUGAAGUAGUGUGUCCUCUGUCCUUGUCUAUAUAUGUGUGUGUGGGCUGAAUGACUGAAUCACACGAUAGAUGUGCAGAGGUUUGGACGUGCGUGUGACGUGUCUUGUGUUGUGUGUUCGUUUUGUUCGUGCUGAAGACACUAAAAGUGUGCAUGCCAAAUAAGGUUCGAUCGGCGCCCAAGAUAUUGCUCAGUUUUGUUCCCACACGCAUGUCUUCGCUGGUGCAUGCGGUAUAUCAUCAACUGUUAUCUAUUUGUAAUAACUGGUGGCAGUGUAAGUGCUACACACACACGGUAAAAAAAGUAUUAUAUAUCUAUAUAAUAUUAUUUUUUUGUCUUCCAAC
Zea mays is the source of this 1296-nucleotide messenger RNA. RefSeq lists its product as uncharacterized. The record is from RefSeq and is marked validated. Bases 42 to 962 code for a protein of 306 amino acids. The transcript has 6 exons. Lineage: Eukaryota; Viridiplantae; Streptophyta; Magnoliopsida; Poales; Poaceae. Gene Ontology annotation, molecular function: protein binding.